AUGGACUUCGAGAGUGAGAGAAUCAACUGUGGGACCCAUGGUUGCCACGACAAGGCGGUGCUGCUCUAUGAAUAUGUGGGGAAGCGGAUCGUGGACUUGCAGCACACGGAAGUACCGGACGCCUAUCGAGGGAGAGGAAUAGCCAAGCACCUCGCGAAGGCAGCCCUGGACUUUGUGGUGGAGGAGGACCUGAAAGCUCACCUGACGUGCUGGUACAUUCAGAAAUACGUCAAGGAGAACCCGCUGCCGCAGUACCUGGAACACUUGCAGCCUUAAGGCAGGACAGCUCUGACACCAGCACGCCUGUCCCUGACUGUUCAACGCGGCCUUUGCUUCUCUGCGGUCUCAGGAAACCCCCCUCCCACACUCACAAUUCCCACUUUUUUAAGUACGUCCAUGUGAUGCAUGAGUGUGGGCACGACCUCCUCCUCUCUGCCCACGUGUGAGCAUGGCUACAGCCCCUGGGCCAGGCUGGCUCCGGGCACACGUGGUGCCCCCCGGUGCUCUUCUUC
Molecule: messenger RNA, 512 nt
Organism: Aptenodytes forsteri (emperor penguin)
Lineage: Eukaryota; Metazoa; Chordata; Aves; Sphenisciformes; Spheniscidae
Gene: NATD1
Product: N-acetyltransferase domain containing 1
Exons: 3
Coding region: 1-276 (91 amino acids)
Source: RefSeq, a predicted model, not a curated record